Molecule: messenger RNA, 1566 nt
Organism: Gadus morhua (Atlantic cod)
Lineage: Eukaryota; Metazoa; Chordata; Actinopteri; Gadiformes; Gadidae
Gene: vbp1
Product: von Hippel-Lindau binding protein 1
Exons: 6
Coding region: 100-684 (194 amino acids)
Biological process (GO): tubulin complex assembly; microtubule-based process; protein folding
Cellular component (GO): prefoldin complex; cytoplasm
Molecular function (GO): tubulin binding
Source: RefSeq, a predicted model, not a curated record
UGCCCUAACUCGCCUCUAGGGAGGCCCUGGAGCAGCACUCGCCGACACACCCCAACCUUAACGUUAGGGUAGACUUGAGGUAGUGGUUUUGUUUCCAACAUGGCGGCGACCAUAGAUGACAGCAAUGCAGUGCAAGCAACCAAGAAAAAGCACCUCGGCAUCCCUGAAGCAAUCUUUGUGGAGGACGUGGAGUCGUUUAUGAAGCUGCCGGAAAACGAGUCUGCAGACGCAGUGCUGAGGAAACUAGACGAGCAGUACCAGAAAUACAAGUACAUGGAAGUAAACCUGGCGCAGAAGAAACUCCGGCUGAAGAGCCAAAUCCCUCAGAUCAAGCAGACUCUAGAGAUCCUACGGCACAUGCAGAAGAAGAAGGAGACGACGGAACCCAUGCAGACCCAUUUCCUAUUGGCUGAUAACGUUUACUGCAAGGCAUCUGUCCCGCCCACCGAUAAAGUCUGCCUGUGGCUAGGGGCUAACGUCAUGCUGGAGUACGACAUCGACGAGGCCCAGGCCCUGCUCGAGAAGAACCUGUCCACGGCGUCUCGCAACCUGGACUCCCUGGAGGACGACCUGGACUUCCUGCGCGACCAGUUCACCACCACCGAAGUCAACAUGGCGCGCGUCUACAACUGGGACGUGAAGAGGAGGAGCAAAGAGAACCAGCGCAAGGCAGUGGAGUCCUAAUCACGAGCCCCUCCCCCUCCCCCCCAUCGCCCGCUCCUUGGCGCAAACAGAAUGCUCCUUUAUGUAUGUACCCGGCGGGUUGGGCCCGCAUGAAAGGCACGCUCGAAACCGUCAUCCCAGCCCUAAGGCCCCCCCGAGGUGUGUUUGACCUGAGCCCAGUGGUCGGCCAAUCAGAAACGUCCGCCCACGUGUUCUCGCGUUGCGUCUCAAACGUGCCCUCCAUCCGGACCCUUCUCUGGCUCCCCCCCCCACUGUCAGCGUGUUUCUGUUAAUUUGUUACUUUUUAAAAGUAUUUUUUCAAGUAAAAAAACUUAACGAAAACAAAAGCACCGGUGCCGUUUUUUUUGUAUUGAUUUCCUCAUUAUUUAUCUUUCGGUAUCCAUUUGAUCCGUCGUCUGGUUUACAGGGGGUACGGAGGAUGUUGAGACGGAAAUGGAUAUGCUCUGUCGGUCAGCGUAAUUUCAAGCCACAGCCAAUAAGGUCGUCCCUCUUUUUUUUCCUUAACAUCUUACUAGAAUCCUAGACAAGCUUGGAACACUUGGCAGCACGUAGCAGGUUACCAUGGCUACGGGAACCGGUAUGUGAUGUAACCAAACCGGGCUGUUCCUCACCGGCUUUGCCUCUUUGCAUACCGCUCGUUAAGGAUUUGUUCCCAUUUUUGUAGCCGUCUUAAACACUGUGUGUGUGUGCGUGCGUGCGCGCCUGGCUCCUAUGUUUUAGCCCACCUCUCCGUUGGUCUCCUCCAUGCCUCCCUCCCUCCGUCCGUCCUCCUUCUCCUCUGCUACUGCGACCGCUGUUGUCUCUGUAUUUAUUUGCCUGCUACUGUACGCAUUUCAAAGUAAACAAAGACCACGUUGUCUAAGGAAAGAGAUCGACACUCCA